Messenger RNA from Neopsephotus bourkii (Bourke's parrot), 3534 nucleotides. It is a transcript of the gene LRRTM1, whose product is annotated as leucine rich repeat transmembrane neuronal 1. The coding region runs from base 649 to 2214 and encodes 521 amino acids. Gene Ontology annotation, molecular function: protein binding. The record is from RefSeq and is a predicted model, not a curated record. NCBI's taxonomy places the organism in Eukaryota, Metazoa, Chordata, Aves, Psittaciformes, Psittacidae. The transcript is spliced from 2 exons.
GUGCAGGCGUACAAUCAUGAGCAGCUUACGACACUCAGUGAACACUAGGUGCCUCUGCAUGCUCUAGCAACAUACUGCUCAGCUGAAGGGAAGGGAUUCUUGCUGUCUCUCUCUGCUCUAAGCAUCACCUAACAAGCAAAGCGAACAAAGAAUGGGAAAUAAAGCUACCCUUAGCCGGUCAGUGAAUGAAUGGUAAUCUCUCUAUGGAGUAAAGGUUGUGCCGGUCAAUGGUCGUUGCAAAUGAUGGACAUUAAACAGAUUGACAAAUCCUGUGGAGUCGUUAGUACAGAGUUUGGAGUUUUUUUCACGCCACAGUGUUAACUGCAGAGAAAAGGACAGAGGGAGAAGGAGAAGAUCAAGCUCAUGUACAUAGUUCUGAAACUUGCAGGUCCUAGGAGUCAGCUAAAAAGCUAGCUGGACAAGCCUUUCGCUCUUUGAGCAGAAGCAAAGUGAGACAUUGUGAGCUUGCCAGCCUUGCACAAAAUUGAAAGGGACUGAAUUUGUAGCACAGAGGGGUCUUUUUUAGCUCUGCAUAUAAUUAGUCCAAACACAAAGGAAGCAACUGAAUGGAGGUUGUCACUCUCUGGAAAAGGAAUUUGAAAAAGAUUCAAUGGACAUUCUCAAGCAUAUUUGGAAAUAUCCUUGCUAAUGGAUUUCCUUCUUAUUGGUCUCUGUUUAAACUGGCUGCUGAGGAAGCCCCCGGGGUUGAUAUUGUGUACGCUGGGUAUCUUUUCUAAAAUGCUUCCAGCUGUGAAUAGUGGGUGUCCACAGCUAUGUCGGUGUGAGGGCAGGCUUUUGUACUGUGAAUCACUGAAUCUUACAGAGAUGCCUCGCAACCUGUCGGGCAUGAUGGGCUUGUCUCUGCGGUACAACAGCCUUUCAGAGCUGCAUGAUGGACAGUUCACAGGGUUAAUGCAGCUCACGUGGCUCUAUCUGGAUCACAAUCACAUUUGCUCAGUGGAGGGGAAUGCCUUUCAAAAAUUGCGGCGAGUUAAAGAGCUCACCCUGAGUUCCAACAAAAUAACCCAACUGCCCAACACCACUUUCCGACCCAUGCCAAACUUGCGCAGUGUGGAUUUAUCAUACAACAACCUACAGUCUUUGGAGCCUGACCUGUUCCACGGGCUGAGAAAACUCACAACUUUGCACAUGCGGUCGAACGCCAUCAAGUUCGUGCCAGUGAGAAUUUUUCAGGACUGUCGCAGCCUGAAGUUUCUAGACAUAGGAUACAAUCAGUUAAAGAGCCUGGCUCGAAACUCUUUUGCGGGCUUGUUCAAACUCACUGAGCUGCACCUCGAGCACAAUGACUUGGUGAAAGUGAAUUUAGCCCAUUUUCCCAGGCUCAUCUCCCUGCAGUCUCUCUGCCUGCGAAGGAAUAAAGUUACCAUUGUAGUAAACACUUUGGACUGGAUAUGGCAACUCGAGAAACUGGAUCUCUCCGGCAAUGAAAUUGAAUACAUCGAGCCUCAUGUUUUCGAAAGUGUACCUCACCUCAAAUCCCUGCAGCUGGACUCCAACCGGCUGACCUACAUCGACUCCCGAGUCCUCGACUCCUGGAAGUCCCUCACUAGCAUCAGCCUUUCUGCAAACGCUUGGGAUUGCAGCCGUAACGUUUGCGCCCUGGCCUCCUGGCUGAGCACCUUCAAGGGUCGCUACGACAGCAACCUGCUUUGUGCCACCCCUGAGUAUGCACAGGGUGAGGAUGUUUUGGACGCGGUCUACGCCUUCCACUUGUGUGAAGACACAACAGACCCGACAAGUGUGAAUACCCUCUCCCCUGUAACAAACAACAGCGACCAAACGUUCAGCUAUGGCUCAGCCACCGCCACGUAUGACGUGCAGGACGGCGACGAGGACUGGACAACAUAUGCCAUCACCGUCACCAUGCCUGGCGAGAACUCGGAGAACGCCGUUCAGAUCCAUAAGGUGGUGACGGGAACCAUGGCCCUGAUUUUUUCCUUCCUCAUCGUGGUUUUGGUGUUGUACGUCUCCUGGAAGUGCUUUCCAGCCAGCUUAAGGCAACUAAGACAGUGCUUUAUAACACAGCGCAGAAAGCAGAAGCAAAAACAGACCAUGCAUCAAAUGGCUGCCAUGUCAGCCCAGGAGUAUUACGUUGAUUACAAACCCAACCACAUUGAGGGAGCCCUGGUGAUCAUUAAUGAGUAUGGAUCUUGUUCCUGUCACCAGCAGCCAGCGAGGGAAUGUGAGGUGUGAUUUUCCUUGGGGAUUUAAACAGUGUGCAACCAAAUAACAGCGUGCAGGCAGACGGUGGCACAAGGUGGGGGGUGGGGGGGGGGGGGUUGCUGUGCUUGGCUGGUGAUUUCUGAUGUGCUCCUCUGCCGAAAUUGUUAAGAGGGGCUGUCUAAAAGACUUGAUAUUUUAGCUUUAUCGUGUCUUAAAAACCUUCAGGACAGUCAAUCUUAAGAUUUCAUAUGCUAAUAACUCCCUUUGAAGAUCUGUCAAUAUUCAGGAAUCUGAGAGUGUAAAAAGGUACCAAUUAUUGAUCUUUUGUAAACUAAGAAAACUGUUUAAAAUAAAAACAAAUAGCAUUUACAGUUUUUACAGACUGGUGUACAUUACAUGAGUUGUUCCCUGUAUACAAAAAUGCAACAGUUUAACCUCUUUUUCUCUUCAUUCUGAGUGUUGAAAUGAAAGUCUGGGAGCAAAGAAGCCACGUAAAAUAGAAAGCUUAAAAUUAAUCAGAUGGCUUCACACUGUAAUUAGCACACGUUCACUUACAUCAUGUUACUGAAGAUAUGAAGCAUGAUACUGGAAUUAUAUUUUUGUUAAUGUGCUACCUGUAGCUGGAUGUGAGCACGACAAGGAGCCAAUGCACCUCAGAAAGGCUAAAGUUUUGACUGUGUCCCUGGGACAGGAUUUCUGAGGAUUUUUAAGUACAGCUCACUUGUUCAUUGCUGUAAGAUCCAUUAAAAAACUGCAUCCUAACCCCUGAAAGUAUUUUGUAUCAAAACUGAUAAUAUUGCAAAGUCUCUCUAAAAUAAAACAACCAACUAAACCCAAAAUGACCAAAUCACUGCCAGAAUGUCCUCAGCAUAAUUUUCUUUAAAGUAAAAAGGACAAAAAGUUUCUAAAUUCAAGGGUUUUCACUAGCAUUUUCCACUUCUAUGCUUGUUUUGACAUAUGCUAAGAGUAAAGAAACCCUUGCUUUGUGCACUGUGGUGCCAUGGUGAAUGGAGAAGAGGAAAAGCUAUUUGGUUCUCAGUGGUGAAAUCUAUGUGUCUUUCAGGAGUAAAAGCUUGGCUCUAACACUGUCAGAGUAAGACAGAGUUAUUACAGCAUACUUCUGGGUCCUAUAGUAAACUGCUAGCAAAGCCUAUGUCGUGUCCUUCAUUUUCACCACCAGCCUUCACUAACAAAACCACUCUAAAAUCUCUGCAGAGGCUGAAAGUAUACAAAACCUCCUUACUAAUGACUGAUGAAUGGAACUGAUGGAUAUAAGCAGUGGUUUAAUAAUGUGGAAUCACAGAGCUGUUUUAUCUGACUGCCCUUAAAUAAAGCCUUCCUUUCCUUGUA